CAAAAGAAAGAAUUUGAGGCUGGAGACAAGUACGGAGGAGCGAUAGAGGAGAAGACCGGAAAUAGUACAGCCCAAAAAAAAAAAGAAGCUCGAGAUCAGACAGACAAUGGAGAUGCGAGAUCCGUCGAAACCGGAUCCUGGUCCGAACCCAAACUCCGAGAACCAGGCCUCUCGCUUUCCCCACGCCAUGACGACGUCGUUUCACCGCCCAAGCCCGGGCUUACCGGCCCGCGGAUCCUACCACCGGAGGGCCCAAUCGGAGGUCCAAUUCCGGCUUCCUGACGACCUCGAUCUGCUAUCCGAUCCCUUCGACGGCCCUUCUGGAAGCUUCGAAGAGCUCGGAUCGGAGGACGACCUGUUCUCCACCUACAUGGACAUUGAGAAGUUCGGAUCCAAGCUCAACGACGGGCCCGCCGCCGCGCCGAAACCGGACAAUGCCGGCGGAGGGGAAGAGAAGAAUGCGAGGCCGAGGCACCGGCAUAGCAAUUCGGUGGACUGUUCGAAUUUGGAGACGAUUGAGGCUAAGAAAGCCAUGGCUCCUGAUAAGCUUGCCGAAUUGUGGACCCUUGAUCCCAAGCGAGCUAAGAGGAUUUUGGCAAAUAGGCAGUCUGCUGCUCGUUCUAAAGAGAGGAAGGCUCGUUACAUUACAGAACUUGAGAGAAAAGUUCAAACGCUUCAAACAGAAGCCACUACUCUUUCUGCACAACUAACUCUUUUCCAGAGAGAUACAACUGGUCUUAGUAGUGAAAACACAGAGCUUACACUUCGAUUACAAGCUAUGGAGCAGCAAGCUCAUUUGCGUGAUGCUCUUAAUGAAGCGCUGAAGAAAGAAGUUGAGAGGCUCAAGAUUGCCACUGGAGAAACGUUGACACAUACCGAUACUUACAAUUUCGGAAUGCACCAUAUCCCCUACUCAUCCCAAUCUUCCUUCUUUUCAAAUCAGCAUCAAGCUGGUCGAGGUGACACCCGUAACAUUCAAAUGCCACAGUUUAAUCCGCUUCAGUCUAAUAAUGUAUCCACUACGCAUCAGCCUAUGCUCUCUGCAGCCUACUCUCAUGCCUCAGAGACGUUGCAGCUUGAUCCUAUAGGCCGGCUGCAGGGUCUUGAUAUCAGCAACAGAGGUUCUCAUCUAGUGAAGCCCGAAGGGCCCUCCAUUUCUGCGGGCGAAGGCAGCAGUAACAGAUUUUGAGCUAAUGUUGCUCGUCCUGACAUGGUCCAAGCCAUAUUUGUUGGAUUGUUCAUAGACUGACCUUAUUGACAGCCAAAGGUACAGUUUUAGGGUUUCAUCUGAACUUGAUUCUUUCAAUUUGUUUGGUUUUAAAAUUUUGGCUAGCUUGUUAGGUUUUAAGUUAUUCAUGGAAUUGUUUCUUUUCAAUUGACAAAUUCUUUGUUUUUUCUUCUUUGGGGUUUCUAUUGUUGGAAGAGAGGGUUGUUCUCAGUGAUGAGAGACUAAGGUGAAAAGCUAUAUAUUCUCGUCACUUGUGACUAAGGUGUCAUUUGCUAUGAAAAUCUCUUUCUUGUUAUGUUUUUGGUCUACUGAGUGAACUCUCUCACAUACACACA
Molecule: messenger RNA, 1563 nt
Organism: Morus notabilis
Lineage: Eukaryota; Viridiplantae; Streptophyta; Magnoliopsida; Rosales; Moraceae
Product: transcription factor RF2b
Exons: 4
Coding region: 107-1189 (360 amino acids)
Biological process (GO): regulation of DNA-templated transcription
Cellular component (GO): nucleus
Molecular function (GO): DNA-binding transcription factor activity
Source: RefSeq, a predicted model, not a curated record